CAUCCGAGGCACUCCAAUUACUUCUUCGUUCAUUACCUGAAAAUUGUUUAUUUAAUGUGGUAUCAUUCGGUUCCCACUUUGAUUCUCUAUUUGAAAAGAGUCAACCUUAUUCCGAAGGAAGUUUCUCAAAAGCUCUCAAACAUGCACAAGAAAUGACUGCAAAUUAUGGAGGAACUGAAAUUUAUAAUCCUCUAAAAUGGGCUUUUGAAAACUCAAGGAAUGAUAUGCCAACUUCCGUUUUCUUUCUUACUGAUGGUCAGGUUUACAAUGUUGAUCAAAUUGUAGAACUUAUUAAAUCUUGUGAAGAAAAGAAAAAAGAUGAUUUAAGAUUCUUUUCAAUUGGAAUUGGUGAUUCAGUUUCUCAUAAUUUAAUUGAUUCUGUUGCCCGUGCUGGUAAAGGAUAUUCUCAAUUUGUUACAAAUACUGAAAGAAUGGACAAAAAGAUUUUGGGAAUGUUAAAAAAUGCUAUAAAACCUCCUAUUAAGGACUAUAAUAUUACUUGGACUGACCAAAUCAUUGAAGAUUCUUUACCAAUAGAAACUAAUACAUCCAAUAAACCAACUAUUAGUUUCUUUAGCGAUAAUACUACACCCCCAUCUCCUAUUAAAAACAUCUUUACAGACAUAAAAAUUCAACAAGCUCCAUAUUUAAUUCCACCAAUUUAUCCUGGUGCCCGAUUCAUAGUUUAUUGCUUUUUAGAAAAAGGUGUUGAAGCUUGCAAAGAAAUUACAUUAAGUGCAAUUUCUCAUGAUGGCCCUAUGAAGCUUUCUAUUCCAUUGGAUCCCGUAGUUUUACAAGGAUCAAAAAUACAUACACUUGCUGCCAGAAAAGUUAUUCAAGAUCUUGAAGAUGGAACUUCAUUUAUUCAUAAACAUUCAAAAAAUGUGGGGAAAAGUAUACCAAACUCAUUUAUUCGUGAACAAAUUGUAAAAUUAGGUGUAAUGUAUAAUUUGGCUUCUAAAUAUACAAGUUUUCUUGCAAUUGAUGAAAGAGAUAAUAAGUUUGUGACCGAAGCCAAAAGUUUACCAGCCCAAAGAAUAGUCCCACUUCCUCCUCUUAAUGCACAUCCUACUUCAGUUCCCAUUUAUGCGAGAAGUGCUCGUCGUAAUCAAGUAAAAAUACAAGGGUUAGGGGUUAAUAAUAUUGUUAAUUCUGUGGCUUGUUCAGCUUUAAUUUCAGCUCCACGGUGUGCCUCUUUUCAAUUCUCUGAUGAGUCGUCUUUAGAGGAUUCGGAUUUUUCUUACUGCAGUGGCGAUUAUCAAUUUAGUGAUUCUUUUGCACCGGUUUUACCAACUACUUCUGUAAAAUCAAAACCUCCAUAUAUUGAAACUCUUUAUAAUUUUCUCGAUUUCCAAUCUUUUAAUGGAUCAUUUUUACCAUCUACUAACUUUUAUUCUUGGUUUGGUAAAAAUGAUUUUAAAGAUUUUGAAGUUAUUGGAAUUGAAAAUGAGAAUGUAUUAUGUUUGGCAUUAGCAAUGGCAUAUUUGGAAAUUAUAAUGUUUGAAACAUUUAAGGAUGAAUGUGAAAUGUGUUAUGAAAAAGCCAAAAAAGUCUUGAAAAAAGAAGUUGAUGGAGAUGAACAAAAGAUUAAUGAGAUUUUGGAGAAAGUUAAAGAAUGGGUUAAAAAGUGGGCUGAUGAAUAA
Cetraspora pellucida is the source of this 1643-nucleotide messenger RNA. The record is from the annotation of a GenBank genome assembly. NCBI's taxonomy places the organism in Eukaryota, Fungi, Glomeromycota, Glomeromycetes, Diversisporales, Gigasporaceae.